Molecule: messenger RNA, 1455 nt
Organism: Ostreobium quekettii
Lineage: Eukaryota; Viridiplantae; Chlorophyta; Ulvophyceae; Bryopsidales; Ostreobiaceae
Source: the annotation of a GenBank genome assembly
AUGACCACCCGUGACCAGCGCGCCGAGCUGCUCAGAGACGCGGGAUGGAACCUGUUCCGCCUGCGCUCCGAGGACGUCAUGGUGGACCUGCUGACGGACAGCGGCACCGGCGCCAUGAGCGCGGCCCAGUGGGGCGCGCUCAUGAUUGGCGACGAGUCGUACGCGGGGGCCAGGUCGUGGUUCCGCUUCCGGGACGCCGUGGCUGAGCUGACCGGCUUUCCUUUAGUUGUGCCCACGCACCAGGGGCGCGCAGCCGAGAGGAUCCUGUUCGAGUGCCUGGGCGUGCGAGACAAAGUGGUGGCAUCCAAUGGUCUGUUCGACACGACGAGGGCCAAUGUCGAGAGUCAGGGGGGUACCGGGCUGGACAUCCCGUGCCCGGAGGCGAGCAAACCUGAGCUGGAGGCGCCGUUCAAGGGGAAUAUCGACGUCGGCAAGCUGGAGGACCUCUUGUCCGAACAGGGCCCUGCGUUGGCAGCAGUUGUCAUGACGGUGACCAACAACACCGGAGGGGGCCAGCCCGUGUCCAUGGCGAACAUCCGUGCGGCGUCGCGGCUCUGCCGCAGGCACGGCGUCGGAUUCUAUUUGGAUGCAUGCAGAUUCGCGGAGAACGCCUAUUUCGUACAGCAAAGGGAGCCCGCGUACAUGGAGGCGUCAGUAAAGUCCAUCGCGCAGGAAAUGUUCUCCAUGGCAGACGGCGCAACAUUCAGCGCGAAGAAAGAUGGUUUGGCGAACAUCGGAGGAUUUUUGGCUGUAUCGAAUGAGCGCCUGCACCAGUCCAUAGAGCAAGCCUUGAUUUUAACGGAGGGAUUUCCGACGUAUGGAGGAUUGGCAGGCCGGGAUUUGGAUGCCAUUGCCGUCGGACUUCAGGAGGUCGUCCAGGAGAGCUACGUCGAGAACAGGGUCUCCGACGUGCGGUACCUUGGGGAGGGCCUGCUGGCCGCCGGGAUGCCCAUCAUCCGGCCCCCGGGCGGCCACGCCAUCUACGUGGACGCCGGCAGCCUCCUGCCGCACAUCCCGCCUCGACACUUCCCGGGGCAUUCCCUGGCCUGCGCCCUGUACAAAGAGGGCGGCAUCCGGUCCUGCGAAAUCGGCAGCUUCAUGUUUGGGGCCCCCGAGGACCAGACCGGGCAGGCCAAGGGACAAGACCAAGCUGAGCGCCGACUGGAGCUGUGCCGCUUGGCGGUGCCCAGGAGGGUGUACGGGCGCGCCCACUUGGAUUACGUCGUCGACGUGGCUGCUGACGUGGCUAAGGGGAGGGGGCAGCUGGGGGGGUACGAGAUUGUGGAGGCGCCGCCGAGGCUGAGGCACUUCAGCGCGUCCCUGAGGCCGCUGGCGUCGAGGGCAGUUGAUAUGAAGCUGGACUUGGACGUGGGGUUGGGGCAGCUGGGCGGGCCGGGACGCUGUGGCGAUGCAAAGCAGGGAAAAGAGGCCGCGGGUGUGCCGGUGGGCAAAUGA